UCAGAGGACAUGAGAAAAAUAAGUCUUAAAACCCUUUCACUUUCGAAUUCUUUGUCACGCACAGAACGAGGAAAUUAUCAUUGACGCUUUGCCAGUCGCCAGUUGUCAUUUUGAAAACUACAGAAACCAAAAAACAGAAUUAGUUUAUCAUCUUUAAUACAUAAUGGCUCUUUUCCAAGUAACUGGUUUUAAGCAGUAUGCUGAACUUCGUGAACAGAUUCUUCCAUCUGGAAAGACGCAUCUCGUAGACCGAACCAACCACUACAAUUUCGGGACCAAAACUCAGGAAUUCGCUGUACCUGUGGGUGUAGACCCAUCAGGUUUUCUCAAGUCCUGCAACCGUGAAGGGGGUGUGUGUAUAGACAUGAACCACGGUACGACCACCCUGGCCUUCAAGUUCAAACAUGGAGUCAUCGUGGCUGUGGACUCCAGAGCCUCUGCUGGCCGUUACUUAGCAUCCAAUGAUGUCAACAAGGUGAUAGAGAUCAACCCGUACCUGCUGGGCACCAUGUCGGGCAGCGCUGCAGACUGCCAGUACUGGGAGAGACUCCUGGCCAAAGAAUGCAGGCUGUACAGGCUGAGGAACAACCACAGGAUCUCAGUGGCUGCUUCCUCCAAGCUGCUGUCUAACAUGAUGGUGGGUUACAGAGGCAUGGGCCUCUCUAUGGGAAGCAUGAUCUGCGGAUGGGACAAAGAGGGUCCUGGGCUGUACUAUGUGGACGAUAACGCGACCCGUCUGUCCGGCCGUAUGUUCUCUACCGGCUGUGGCAGCAGUUUCGCCUAUGGUGUGGUGGACAGCGGUUACCGGGAGGACAUGACGGUGGAGGAGGCAUAUGAACUGGGCCGCCGGGGCAUCGUUCACGCUACGCACAGGGACGCCUACUCUGGAGGGUUUGUCAACAUGUACCACAUGCGGGAGGAUGGCUGGAUAAAGGUGUGUAAGGAGGAUGUAUCCGAGCUGAUCCACCGCUACAGGAAGGGGAUGUUCUGAGUUUGACCCAGAUCAACCUAUUUUGUCAAUAUUUCAAUAUAUUUUUUUCAAAAGUAUCUUGGAAUAGUUGACAUCUGAUUUUGGAAAUGAAUGACCCAACUUUGUCUCCAAGAGUGUGUGUUGCAUUCCUGAUUCGGGAUCAAUAAAUGUAUGUAUGAAGAUGCUGCGUAGAACCAUUUAUUUAGCUACAUAAGAAGCUGAACUUUGCAAGAGCAUGUUGUCAUGUUGUUGUUUGUUUGUUUUUGUUCUUUAUGGUGUGUAACAGAGGUAUUUUGUAUGUUAAUACGUACAAGGUUAUGUAAUGCAUUUUGCAGUUUAUUCUAGCCAUGCAACCUCUAAAAAUAAUUGUACUAAUACUUUACAACACUCAGAUCUAAAUAAAGACUGUUGGUCAACUCAU
Molecule: messenger RNA, 1391 nt
Organism: Trematomus bernacchii (emerald rockcod)
Lineage: Eukaryota; Metazoa; Chordata; Actinopteri; Perciformes; Nototheniidae
Gene: psmb8a
Product: proteasome 20S subunit beta 8A
Exons: 6
Coding region: 164-991 (275 amino acids)
Cellular component (GO): proteasome core complex
Molecular function (GO): threonine-type endopeptidase activity
Source: RefSeq, a predicted model, not a curated record